Messenger RNA from Nylanderia fulva, 3896 nucleotides. RefSeq names its product alpha-mannosidase 2 (gene alpha-Man-IIa). Lineage: Eukaryota; Metazoa; Arthropoda; Insecta; Hymenoptera; Formicidae. Gene Ontology annotation, molecular function: carbohydrate binding; alpha-mannosidase activity. Gene Ontology annotation, biological process: mannose metabolic process; protein deglycosylation; N-glycan processing. The record is from RefSeq and is a predicted model, not a curated record. Gene Ontology annotation, cellular component: Golgi membrane.
AAUAGUACCUCGUCGGUGGUUCGGUGCUGGACGGAGAAAAAUGAGUAUUUUCCGUAAUCAUUUUUUUCUUCUUCAUAAAAAGUAAAAUAUUAAAAUUAUAAAAGAUAAUUAGUGCAAAAUAUAAAAUUUUUUAAAUUUAAUGAAAACACGUGUCAAUUCUCACCUGUUUGUAUACGCGGUUGCGUCCAAUUUUAAUUGAGACACAUUCCGACUUCUUUUAGAAGAGUCGAAGUAUGCCUACUUUAAUUUCAACACACUCAUUAAUGGAAAAAGAGACAAAUGUAGAUUUGGCAAGUAGAGAUUAGAUAAGGUUUACACUUGACAUUUGAAUUAGCACAUAGGUCAAAAUUAGCUUAAAUUAUUAUUGUGCUUUUGAUGAUUACAAGAAAAAAAAGUGAACUGAAACGUUUAACUUGAUGCGAGGAGAAGAAAGAUCUAUAACAAAAUGAGAACCAGAAAGACCAUUGCCAUUCUUGGAGUGGGUCUGAUCCUUGCUUGUUGCAUAAUGAUCUAUCUGAUGAUGGAUCUGACCCUCUUUCCACCUGGACAAGAUUCUAAACUUUCCAUAAAUGAUAAUCAGUGGCUCCACUUUGAAAACAGACUCGCAAAAUUGGAAAAGGAUUUUGACAAGCAUCACAAAGUCAUGAAUGCUCUACAGGAACAGGCAGCAAAAAUCAAACACAAUUUUAUACCAGUUGUACAAACAGUCAACCGCUCAAAUAAUUAUGAUGCCAUUGUUCCACACCUGGGAAAGAGCCUCAUGUGUAACUUCAAUAUUCAAAAGGUUCCAGAAGUCGACAUACAAAUGUUAGAGCUGUACAAACAAUUGGAGUUUGAUAAUACGGAUGGUGGGGUUUGGAAGCAGGGCUGGAAUAUCGUCUAUGAUGAGAAACAGUGGCACCCUAACAGAAAGCUGAAGGUAUUCGUCGUGCCUCAUUCGCAUAACGACCCUGGAUGGCUAAACACUUUCGAAAAGUAUUAUAUAUUCCAAACCAGAAGCAUAUUGAACAAUAUGGUGACCAAACUGAGCGAAGACAGGAGACGCAAGUUUAUUUGGGCAGAAAUAUCAUUUUUUAAGCUCUGGUGGGACGAUCAGUCCAAGGUCAUCAGAGACGAGGUGCGUCGUCUGAUACACGACGGACAAUUGGAAAUUGUGUCUGGUGGAUGGGUCAUGCCAGACGAAUCCGUAUCGCACUGGAUCGCUCAGCUGACCCAAUUGACCGAGGGUCAUCAGUGGCUCAAGUAUAAUUUGGAUUACACCCCGAACUCUGGCUGGGCCAUCGAUCCCUUCGGCCUCUCUCCCACCAUGCCGUAUCUCUUGAAGAGUUCGGGCUUGGAGAACCUAUUGAUACAGAGAGUUCAUUAUUCGGUGAAGAAGAAACUAGCCAGGGACAAGAAUCUGGAGUUUCGCUGGAGGCAAUUGUGGGACAGCGAUGGCUCCACAGAACUGUUCACUCAUGUUAUGCCGUUUUACAGUUACGACAUUCCUCACACAUGCGGACCAGAUCCGAAAGUGUGCUGCCAAUUCGAUUUCUACAGGAUGCAGAACUUCGGGCUGAGCUGUCCAUGGAAGAUUCCACCCAAAACCAUCACCAAUGCUAAUGUGGCAGAGAGGGCUAUGCUCUUGUUGGAUCAGUAUCGCAAGAAAGCGCAGCUUUUCAAGACCGAGGUGGUUUUCGCGCCUUUAGGCGACGACUUCAGGUAUACACAUGUGGCUGAGUGGGAGGCUCAGUACGAUAAUUAUCAGAAGCUCUUCAACUACCUAAAUGAAAAUCCGCGCCUGAACGUUCAGAUACAAUUUGGAACUCUGAACGAUUACUUCGAGGCGGUCAGGGAGAAGCGCAACCUGAAUGAGUUUCCGACUCUCUCCGGCGAUUUCUUCACCUAUUCCGACAGGGAUGAUCAUUAUUGGAGCGGUUACUAUACUUCUAGGCCUUUCCACAAACGAUUGGAUCGUGUAUUACUGGCUUCCUUACGAGGAUCAGAAGCAUUGGCCGCUAUAGCCUGGGCCAAAGGUAACGAUCAAUUGGUGGAGGGAAACCUCGCGUCCCGUUUGAGCAAGGCCAGAAUGUGGCAUUCCCUGUUUCAACAUCAUGACGGAGUUACUGGAACUGCCAGAGACAAUGUUGUGAUAGAUUACGCCCAAAAGAUGAUAAUGGCGUUGAACAACUCUGCUCAUGUACUUCAACAAUCUAUUGCUCAUUUGUUGAAAACUCCGCAAGUAUCGCCCAUAGAUACGGAAACUGUGUAUUUCUCAUUAGACGAAACUAGGUCGCAUCACACGAGUGCAGGUGAGAAGCACGUUCUUAAUCUGGGUGACGAUAACCCUUCGAGAAAGAUUAUCUUGUACAAUUCUCUCCCGAGGCAGAGGACGAAGGUGCAAACUUUGAUUGUAUCAACGCCGUUUGUCAGAGUUACAGAUCGAAGAGGUCAGAUCGUCAAGUGUCAAGUGUCCCCGGUUUGGAUCGGUUCGGCCGCAUUGUCUGCGGCCAGAUACGAGCUAUCGUUUUUAGUCACCGUACCAGGAUUUGGUAUCACUACUUACAUAGUUCACGCGCUGCACAAGACAUCGUACACGAAGGAAGUGUAUCCAGCUAAUGUCACCAUCUUCAAUACUGACAUUACCCUUUUGUCGGUGCCUGGUUUCGGUCCUCUGACGAUUCUACCGCACAUGCAAGAGUUCUCGAUCAGUCAACGACCAGAAUUGUCCGCCUCGUUUGGGAAGUCUGGUCUGUUGAAGGCUCUGCGAGUCGGCAACGUUACGUUUCCUAUACACUUGGACUUCGUGAAAUAUGGCACCAGGGGCUCCGGCAAGGACAAAAGUGGCGCCUAUUUAUUCCUGCCCGACAAACCGGAACCGGAUCCGGUGUUUAUGGACAGUAGGACGAUCGUUCACCUGGUGACCGGACCAAUCCUGUCGAGGGUGUUCAUAGAAUUGGCUCACGUGCGACAUACCUGCACGUUGUUUAAUUCUCCUGGUAGCGACGGACUCGGAUUGCACAUAUUAAAUGAGGUCGACAUAACGGAAAUGCAAAAUUAUGAGCUUGCGAUGCGUUUCAACACGGAUAUCGCAUCCGGCGAUCAAUUCUUCACGGAUCUAAAUGGGCUCAAUAUGAUCCGACGACAAAGAUUCCCUAAGCUUCCCACACAAGGCAAUUACUAUCCAAUGGCAGCAAGUGCAUAUAUAGAAGAUAAAAGAGUUAGAUUAACAAUCUCCACAGCGCAGCCAUUAGGUGUAGCCUCUAUGGCAUCUGGUCAACUUGAGAUCAUGCAAGACAGAAGAUUACUCCAGGAUGAUAAUCGAGGAUUGGGGCAGGGCAUAAUGGACAAUUUGCUGACAAAUCACAUGUUCACGUUGACCUUGGAAAGGAAGGAGGGCACUUGUCCCUCUGCUGUACCAUCGGUUAAUCAUCCAGCGGGACUGUUGUCUCUAAGUGGCCACUUAGCUUCGGAAGAGUUGCUGCAUCCAAUUGUGGCUCUGCAUCCGCGAAAUUCUCUGUCAUUCGACCUGCACGCCCACUUCUCGCCCCUUCGAUACGAUCUUCCAGUAGACCUAAACAUCGUCAGUCUUCGUGUGUUUCCCAUUCCCGAAGGCGCCGGCAAGGGCGUUGGUAUGGUGCUGCAUCAGUCGGCCUUGGACUUUUGCUUCAACAACUCCCAUCUGCGACACUUCAACGUCUCGGAAUCGGGGGAAAUCGACUUGACCAAGUUUCUCAACGACAUGGAAGACUGGACUAUAAGUAAAGCGCCUCUUACGUUCCACAAUGUGGGUCCGUCUCUGAAAUCGCCUAUUGUAAAUUUGUGCCCACAUCAAAUAUUGCCGAUUUUGUUUCACAAGACGCAGUCUUAAAUCAUUAGGAGACAAGGAAAAUAUAAAAGAAAAACUCAGUCUUGUA